Molecule: messenger RNA, 1608 nt
Organism: Penicillium verhagenii
Lineage: Eukaryota; Fungi; Ascomycota; Eurotiomycetes; Eurotiales; Aspergillaceae
Product: putative sucrose transporter
Exons: 7
Coding region: 1-1608 (535 amino acids)
Cellular component (GO): membrane
Molecular function (GO): sucrose:proton symporter activity
Source: RefSeq, a predicted model, not a curated record
AUGACCUAUUGCACGCCCUACCUUCUUCAACUCGGGUUGACAAAGUCGAAAACUUCUUUGGUGUGGAUCGCUGGUCCGCUGUCUGGAUUGAUCAUUCAACCUCUUAUUGGUGUGAUUGCGGAUCGGUCACGGUCUAAAUGGGGUCGACGAAGACCGUUUAUGGUUUUCGGAUCUUUCGUUGUGGCGUUUUGUCUGAUCGUGCUAGGAUGGACAGCGGAGAUUGUGGGGUUAUUUGUUACGGAUCCCGAAAAGGCUAAAAAUAUCACUAUUGCGUUAGCCGUUUCAAGUAUCUAUGCUGUGGACUUCUCUAUCAACGUUGUACAAGCGUGUUGUCGCAGUCUUAUUGUGGAUACAUUACCGAUUCCAUUGCAGCAAGCUGGCUCGGCCUGGGCGGGCCGGAUGUGCGCAAUAGGCCAGCUCAUUAGUUAUGUGAUCGGUUCCAUUGACACGGUCAGCAUUUUUGGAAGUUUCUUUGGAGACACACAAUUCAAGCAGAUGACUGUUAUUGCUGCAAUUUCAUUGAUCGCUGCCGUGGCGGUGACUUCGUACUCUGUGAAGGAGCGCGUUCUAAUCUCAGCAAGGGAUUCGGAAGGGUCAGUCGGUGCCAUCCAAGUAAUUUCACAGCUGUACCAGACCACAAUGGAACUGCCGCCGCGCAUCCAGGCAAUCUGUUGGGCUCAGUUUUGGGCAUGGAUCGGCUGGUUCCCUUUCCUUUUCUAUAGCACCACCUGGGUAGGCGAGACCUACUUCCGAUACGAAGUACCAAAAGAUGAAAUCACCAAGUCAACCGACAUGCUCGGCGAAGUUGGUCGUGUGGGCAGUCUCUCACUCGUCGUCUUCUCAUCCAUCACCUUCUUCAGCUCUGUCCUACUCCCAUUCUGUGUACAGUCACCAGAUAACAAACGCUCCCGCUUUACCCCCCGACCCCCACCAGGCAUGGCCGCUGUCCUUAAAGCCUUUACCGCGAUCCGACCAGACCUGCAAACCGCCUGGUUCAUCUCCCAGCUCAUGUUCGCCGCAACCAUGAUCUUUGCCCCCCUGGCCCACUCCCGCGCCUUUGCCACCAUCCUGGUCGCAAUCUGCGGUAUCCCUUGGGCAAUCAGCGCCUGGGCCCCCUUCGCUUUUAUGGGUGUAGAAAUCAACAAACUCACCAUGAACGGCGCCUCAGCACCGGGUAUCGCGGCCUCAUCCACCCGCGCCGGCGUGACAAUGAUCACAUCCGCCAGUCUUCGUGCCUCAGCAGCAGACACAGAGCUGGAAGUCCUCCGCCUUAAUCACCGAGACACAGACAGUGACACGGACGAGGAGGACCCUUCGUCUCUUCACUCGAAUAUUCCGUCCACGGGCGAGCUAACGGGUAUCUAUCUCGGUGUACUGAACGUGUACACUACCCUCCCACAAUUUGUUGGAACCUUCAUCAGCUGGAUUGUCUUUACGGUCCUUGAGCCUGGCGCAACGGAGCCUCCGAAGGAUGGUGAUGCGUCGGAUACGCAUUGGAUGAAUCUUGAUCAGGACAAGCCCAACGCCAUUGCCAUUUGUCUUUUUAUUGGGGCGCUGAGCGCCCUUGUCGCUGCAGAGGCGACGAGACGUUUACGAUACGUGUUGUAA